GAUGUAGCUGAUGAGAAAGGGAAUGGAGAAAAUCAUCUGAGAGGUGCAGCCAUUCUGGCGCAUCUGGCCGUUCACAUUGAGCCAGAUCUUCACGUUUCCCGGGUCGGGUAUACGCUCUUUGGGGAUGAAUUCACUGACCGGACAAGAUGUGUUGAACGCUUUGGCCAGAGUCCACGGAAGACCUUUAGACUUGCAGUCAUCCUGGACGUCCCGAGCUGUCAUAUCCAAACACAGGGCGUAUCCCUGCGACGUGUUGCAUCGCGGAGGAUUGGGGGAUAGCGGUGCCUCCUUUCCCGAUGACCACCCCCAACUCGAUUUCAUGGUGUACACUGUUGGAGUAUUUGGGAAUGAGGAUAGGUGAGCCCUCUGUCAGAUAUGCAGAUGGAGUCUUCAGGAACAACACGGGCUCUGUUGGGACGAUGUUAUUCAGCUCCUUUGCAUGGUCGGCGUAGUUCCUCCCAACACAGAUGAUCUUCUUUCCCCACUCCCAAAAUCGAGAUAUAUUCCGUGAAGUCAUUGUAAAGAAAUCUUGUCAAGUCUACAGCUGCUCCGAAGCAGUUCUUACCAUCAAAACGACCUUUGCCCGCUGCAGCUUCCUUGAACAAACCCGUCAAACGUACGGUAUCCCAGAGUGGACAAAAAAGGUGACGUGUUACAUAAUAAAAGUUAAUUCAAAAAUAUGAGAUAUUUCGAUACGAAGGAAAUGCAUUAUAUAAAUAUUACAAUGAAGCUAAAUCAGUGCAUGUAUAUUACAAACUCAACUCUGAUUACAAAUAUGACAUCGUAAGGUCCCGUGGGUUCGCUUUCUCCAGCCUAUCAGCUGAUAUUCACGAGCUACUCCCCUCGCAUUCGAUUGGCGUAUCUGUGGAGGUCAACGUUAAAGAAGGCGGAACUCUUCUUUAAACCAAACGUGUUUGGUUCCUGUACAUGCGAUUGCUAUAUUAGCAAACAGCUACAGUGUUGCUGGCUAUGUUUUACAGGUCACUGGUAGCGAGUGCCUGCACUCUUGGCGUUCUUGGAGCCGCUGCAACGUAUAAAAUUGCCCCUGCGCACGUCCAAGCAGCCCUUCUACACAAGGAAGCUCCUGAUAUCCCGAUAAGGAAGUCUUUACUGGUGGAGCAGAGCGACAUGAAGGUAGAACUGCUGCCAGCCCUCACUGACAACUACAUGUACCUUCUCAUUGAUGAGGAGUCAAAGGAAGCUGCCAUCAUAGACCCAGUUGAACCAGUGAAGGUUGUAGAAGCUAUCAGAAAGCACGGUGUGAGACUUACAACAGUUCUGACCACCCAUCACCAUUGGGACCAUGCGGGAGGCAAUGAGAAGAUGGUGAGGCUGGUGCCUGGUCUCACUGUGUACGGAGGAGAUGACCGGGUGGAUGCCCUCACUAAGAAAGUCAAACACUCCAACACGUUCAAAGUUGGUUCACUUACAGUCAAGUGUUUGUUUACGCCAUGCCACACCACUGGCCACAUUUGCUACCUUGUGACCAAAGACAACAGCACUGAGCCUCCAGCUGUCUUCACAGGGGACACACUGUUUGUAGCUGGCUGUGGGAAGUUUUUUGAGGGUACAGCUGAACAGAUGUACAGGGCAUUGAUAGACGUGCUGGGACGUCUGCCCCCUGAAACACGUGUUUACUGUGGUCAUGAGUACACCGUCAACAAUCUGAAGUUCGCUCGAAAUGUGGAGCCCGACAACGAGGUCAUCAAGAAAAAACUAGCAUGGGCAAAGGAGAAAGUCAGUAAUGGAGAACCAACCAUCCCCUCCACUGUGGCUGAAGAAUUCAAAUUCAACCCCUUUAUGAGAGUGAAAGAGAAGUCUGUGCAAGAGCACGCUGGGCAGAAUGACCCUGUUGAAACCAUGAGGAGUCUCCGUAAGGAGAAAGAUGGCUUCCGGGUCCCCAAGGACUGACUGCAGAAUGAAGUCUAGUGAAAUCCGUUCCACUACAUGCGUACCAGUGCACUGGACUUGUUACUAACAACUAUGGCAAAAUAUUUCCUACCUGUUUCAUUCACUACAUAAAAUACUGUAUUUACUACAUUUCAACAUUCUGUACAUUAGCUUGUAGACCUAAUGCAAGCAUCAAGCAAAACAUUGUAGUCUCGUCACGAGGAAGACUAGAGUAUAAACUGGAUUUACAGAAUACAAUUUGAUAUGUAUUGCAGAAGAUUGAUUCAAGAAUCUUGACUUUAAUUAAGUUUUAAUUUAGCUUUUAAUCAGGUUUGAUUACUGAAAUGUACAGUUUGAUGUAGAGUGAAUACAGUAUUGAUAUUCUGUAAUGUGAAAAAUAAUAUUUUAAUAAACCCCAACAAUUCUUAUCUGCAGAAGCAAAACCAAACUAUAAAGAGCAGGGUGAAGCUUGAAUAAGUAGAUUGUCUUAAUGUGCAAUGUUUGUAAAUUAAUUUAGACUUUUUGUCUCUGUAUAAAGGUUUCUUAUCAAGUGUUUUACUUUAAUAUGGUAUAUUCACUCAAGACUAUUUCCGAGGUUUGGGGUAUAGUCCCUUUAGAGAAGCCAGGGCUACCUUAGUGUGAUUGCUGGACAUAUAGAAAAUCAAGACUGAAGCGCUUCCUAACAUCUCUCAUACUAUAGAAAAUAAGACAACUUAUGCUCUUUGUUAAUCAAAAGCUCCAUAUAUAUACACAUACAUCAGGCUUUGAGUGCCAAUGUGAAGUUCGUGAUGCAUAGGUUUUAUUAAAAGCUCCAUUGUCUCCUUCACAGAAAAAGCAAUAAAGCAGAUUGUUUCUAUU
This is a messenger RNA of Oncorhynchus kisutch (coho salmon), 2748 nucleotides long. It is a transcript of the gene hagh, whose product is annotated as hydroxyacylglutathione hydrolase. The transcript is spliced from 9 exons. Gene Ontology annotation, biological process: glutathione metabolic process. The record is from RefSeq and is a predicted model, not a curated record. Gene Ontology annotation, molecular function: hydroxyacylglutathione hydrolase activity. Lineage: Eukaryota; Metazoa; Chordata; Actinopteri; Salmoniformes; Salmonidae. Gene Ontology annotation, cellular component: mitochondrion. The coding region runs from base 970 to 1911 and encodes 313 amino acids.